AUGAAGAGGGUGGCGGGAAGAGAGAAGGCCGAUAAAGGCAUCCAAACCGAGGCCUUCUCCUUCAUCGGUGGAGCUACGAUGGCCCAAGAGGCGAUUGAUUUCGCCUUAACGGCUACAAAGAACUUUUUGGAGGACAAGACUGCGAAGCGGCCAAGGCAGUCACCAGGUGAAGGUGCGCGGGGCGACGCCAAACGACGCGCAACCGCAAAGGUCAAGCGUCGUUUGGAAGGUGCGGGUCUGAGUGCGAAGGAUCCCGUAGGGCGUCGAUCCAAAAAGGUGAUUUAUCAGCCCAAGAAGGCGAAAGGUACCAACCGGGCGCAAAGUGUUGGGCCACAAGUCAAGGACAGAGAAGAGGCCUUGUUGGUGAAAACCGACAAGGACAGUUCUGCCGAAGUCCUCGAAUCAAUGCGGGCGGCCGAAAGCCUCUCGAAACUAGGACAGGAUGUGCGCAGCGUUAGACGCACCAAGACCGACGAAAUGAUCUUGGGGCUGAAACGAGAAUUAUGGUUCGAUACAGACAGUGAAGACGAGGAGGAAUAUGCUAAUCUUGCAAUAGAUCGUCGGCGCAUUAGAGAUACUUCCAAUCCGUUGGAUCAAACUGAAAAAUCCUUUAUUCGUUUGUUCAGGGUAUCCAAGGAGAUUUUUAAAUACCUGCUGGAUAUAAUAGAUUCGAAAAUCAAUCCAGUACAACUAUCUACAUCAGUUCCUCCGACGAUCAUGUUGGCAGCUUCCUUGAGAUUUUUCGCGGAAGGCAACUACCAAAAAGGCGUAGGAAAUGAUAGAUUUAUCGGAUUGGCGCAACCAACGAUGUCAAAGGUGUUGCAGCUCGUUUUGAACAUUAUUGAAACUGAAGUCUGUCCAGUUGCAAUUCAGUUUCCAUCCGAAGACCGCGAAAUAAAUGCGAUUAAACUUGGUUUCUACGCUAAAAUUGGAUUUCCAGGAGUAAUCGGAUGCGUAGAUGGAACUCACGUAAGCAUCAUACCUCCAGCUCGCGACAAGCACCUGUUUUACAAUCGUAAAGGAUUUUACAGUCUAAACGUUAUGUUGGUUUGUGACCAUAACUUAAUGAUUCGGUAUCUCGAUGCGAAUCACCCAGGCUCCUCUCACGAUUCAUUUGUAUGGAAUGGUAGUUCGCUGAAUCAGUUACUAUCACAGAGAUACGAAAACGGGGAGAGGAACUCCUGGUUACUAGGUGAUGCCGGCUACCCUUUGACGCCAUUUCUUAUUACCCCCUUUCGUACGGGUACAAGUACCACUGAUCGACAGACGAGGUUCAAUGAAGUGCUUUCCAAAACUCGCAUCACAGUGGAAAGAUCGAUUGGAGUGGCUAAGAAUACUUUUCGAUGCUUAUUAGGAGCAAGACAGCUAUAUUAUAAGCCUGAAAAAGCCACGUAAAUAAUAAAUGUGUGUGUUGCUCUACACAACCUUCGCAUAAAGCAUAGAAUGGAUUAUGAUGAGCCGGUAUUACAGGAUGGAGAAGGGGACGCAGAAUUACAUGGUAUGGAUGGAAAUCAAACUGAUGCGUUUAGGAUAAGAGAAGAAAUCAUGAACAAUAUUUUAUGA
Molecule: messenger RNA, 1563 nt
Organism: Topomyia yanbarensis
Lineage: Eukaryota; Metazoa; Arthropoda; Insecta; Diptera; Culicidae
Product: putative nuclease HARBI1
Exons: 6
Source: RefSeq, a predicted model, not a curated record